Messenger RNA from Miscanthus lutarioriparius, 1182 nucleotides. Lineage: Eukaryota; Viridiplantae; Streptophyta; Magnoliopsida; Poales; Poaceae. The record is from the annotation of a GenBank genome assembly.
AUGGUGGAGGAUGGGGUCAAGGUGAAUUGUGUGGUGCUCACGUCAAUUGUGCGGUCAUUGGAGAGUUCUUGGGCGCGCAACUUGGGUAGAGAGGUUCACGGAUUUGUGUUGAAGAAAUUCGGAGAUCGUAAAGAUGUUGCAAAGGUCCAGGCGGGCUUGGUUGACAUGUACUGCAAAUGCGGUGAUAUGAUCUCAGGUAGGCGAGUGUUCUAUAGCAGCAAGAAGAGGAAUGCUGUGUCGUGGACAGCUUUGAUGUCUGGGUAUGCAUCUAAUGGUAGGCCAGACCAGGCGCUGAGGUGCAUAGCUUGGAUGCAGCAAGAAGGAAUCAGACCAGACCUCAUUGCUGUGGGGACUGUUCUCCCAGUCUGCACAAAGUUGAAAGCGCUGGGGGAAGGGAAGCAGCUCCAUGCAUAUGCUUUAAGGAGGUGGUUCUUGCCCAACGUCUCUUUAUGCACAUCACUGAUCACCAUGUACGGCACAUGUGAUCACUUGGAAUACUCUCACCGAGUAUUUCAUGAUAUGGACAAGAAGACUGUACAAGCUUGGACUGCAUUGGUUGAUGCCUACCUCAAGAAUGGAGACCCAUUAACUGCUAUUAAUUUGUUCAGAUCUAUGCUGCUGACAAACCGCAGGCCUGAUGCCGUUGCUGUCACCAGGAUGUUGAGUGCCUGCUGUGAUAUUGGAGCAUUACGACUCGGCAAAGAAGUGCACGGUCAGGUGCUAAAGUUGCGGAUGGAACAACUCCCUUUAGUUGCAGCAGAAGUUGUAAACAUGUAUGGUAGGUGUGGAGACCUCAAAGCAGCACAGAGGGUUUUUAAUCGAACAGAGUCCAAGGGAUCCAUGACCUGCACUGCGAUAAUAGAAGCUUAUGCAGUCAACCAACGCCAUAAGGAGGCGCUGCAUCUCUUUAUUUGGAUGUUGUCAAAUAAAUUUGUUCCUACCAAGGCCACAUUCGAUGUGGUUCUGAAAAUCUGCGACGCCGCUGGGUUGCCUGAUGAAGCCCUUGGAAUUUUUAACUCUAUGGUCCAAGAAUACAACCUAGAAACAUCCCAAGAGAAUUUUGACUGCAUCAUCCGCCUCCUUACUGGUGCUGGCAGGAUUUCUGAAGCACAGCGCUUUGCUGACCUGAAAUCUACUCUGUUUAAUUUACCAACUCCAGUUUUGAACACUGAACAGGAUUGA